Gongylonema pulchrum is the source of this 576-nucleotide messenger RNA. NCBI's taxonomy places the organism in Eukaryota, Metazoa, Nematoda, Chromadorea, Rhabditida, Gongylonematidae. The record is from the annotation of a GenBank genome assembly.
CAACUAAUUUUACAAACACGGAAGAAAACGAAGAAGGUGCAAGCCGCUGGUUAUGACAGCGAAACAGUUUUGCUCUAUAAAACUAUUAGUGCUACAGAUUUCAUUCGGAGUUCCAAUUAUUUUGAUUUAUUGGCUUCUGCAAAUAAGAUUGUUCUGGAUGAUGAGAAGCUGGCCAACUCUGAGCUGACAACAGAUGAAGUGAAAUUUUGUCUCGAAGAUAUUAAAGUGUGUGGUGUCAGAGAGCUACGGCAAAUUCUACAGUGGAGGCGAAACAUUCUUAAGGAAAUUAGCGAGGAAGAAGCUUUGGAGGGUGGUGAAGCAACAGGAAAAAGCGCCGCACCCGCUGCACUCAAAAAACGGAAGAGGAAAUUACUGAAGGAGAAAGCUGACAUGGAAAAGAGGAAAAAGUUGAAAAUGGUGCUCGAAGGCGAUGUUUUUGAAAUUCCCGGAGAGCAGGAGCUUUUUUCGCUGAAAAAAGUUGCACAAGCCAGAAAUCAAGCAAAUGCUCGUUUGAAGAAACGACCUGAACGAGAGGACACUGCCAGCGAUAGCAAAGAUGAUGACGAUAAUGAGUAA